Molecule: messenger RNA, 3326 nt
Organism: Gallus gallus (chicken)
Lineage: Eukaryota; Metazoa; Chordata; Aves; Galliformes; Phasianidae
Gene: RAB6A
Product: RAB6A, member RAS oncogene family
Exons: 9
Coding region: 275-934 (219 amino acids)
Molecular function (GO): GTPase activity; GTP binding
Source: RefSeq, a predicted model, not a curated record
GGGGCGGGACCGGCGGCGGUGUGAGGCGGCGCGGCGCGGGGGACGGAGCCCGGCCCUGAGGGGAGCGGCAGCCGUGCGAUCCGUCGCCGUACACCUCCCCGAGCCCGGCCGGGGAGCGGUCCCACGGCCCUACCCGCAGCCUGAGGGGAGGGAGAAGGGAAAAAGGGAAAAAAAAUAGAAAAAGAAAAAAAAAAAGAGAGGAAAAAAUCGCUGAUCCCUAACCGCGUGGAGCGGACGAGCGACCAGAGCGACCGAGCGGGGCGGCGGUGCCAUCAUGUCGGCGGGCGGGGACUUCGGCAACCCGCUGCGGAAAUUCAAGCUGGUGUUCCUGGGCGAGCAGAGCGCAAUUCAGCCUCAACUUGGGCAUUUCUUUUUGGUGGGGAAGACUUCCUUGAUCACCAGGUUCAUGUAUGACAGCUUUGACAACACCUACCAGGCAACAAUUGGCAUUGACUUCUUAUCAAAAACCAUGUAUUUGGAGGAUCGAACAAUCAGGUUGCAGCUGUGGGAUACUGCGGGUCAGGAACGUUUCCGUAGCCUCAUUCCCAGUUACAUCCGUGACUCUGCUGCUGCUGUAGUAGUUUACGAUAUCACAAAUGUCAACUCGUUCCAGCAAACAACAAAAUGGAUCGACGAUGUCAGAACGGAACGGGGCAGCGAUGUCAUCAUUAUGCUGGUGGGAAAUAAAACAGAUCUAGCAGAUAAGAGGCAAGUGUCCAUUGAGGAAGGAGAAAGAAAAGCCAAAGAGCUGAAUGUAAUGUUCAUCGAAACUAGUGCAAAAGCAGGAUACAAUGUAAAACAGCUUUUCCGACGCGUGGCAGCUGCCUUGCCUGGAAUGGAAAGCACACAAGACAAAAGUAGAGAAGACAUGAUUGACAUCAAACUGGAAAAGCCUCAAGAGCAGCCUGUCAGUGAAGGAGGCUGCUCCUGCUAAUACCACGUGGCUUCUGACUUCCUCCAGAACAUCACUGCUUUCCCUCCCUUUACUCUUCAUUGACUGCAGUGUGAAUAUUGGCUUGAACCUUCCCCUUUCAGUAAUAACGUAUUGCAGUUCAUCAUCGCUGGCUGUCUCGUGGAGAUGAUCUAUUAGCUUCACAAGCACACACACACACACACACACACACACACACACAAAGAAAAUGUCGGUGUCUUCAUUAUUUAUAAGAAAAAGAAAAAAAAAAAAGCCAAAAUAUUCCAGCGUAUUCUAGUUAUAACUUAAAGAAAAACACACACACAAAAAAAAAAAAAAAAAAGCAAAGAAAAAAAUAGGUACAAUUUCUUAAUAUUUGUUCCUUUUUUUAAUAUGUUACGAUACUGCACUUUGAAAUGAUGGAACCCCGAGUCAGUUUGGGAUUGGACAUAGGUGAGGUGUACGUGCAGAAGAGCACUCGCCAGCCGUCCCCCCGCGCUGUCUGCCCACGUGGGCUGAGCAGAGGAGAGAGCUCCAGUGCUGUCCUUACCCAGCAGCCGCACAGCUGAGCUCCCGUGCUGGGAGCAGAGGUAGCAUGGAUGGUUUUCAAAGCCCCACCUUAGCAGGGUUUGGAGCGUGGGGUCUUUUGGAGGGGGGGAGGGGGGGGGCGAAUGGAACCAGAAGGACCUUGGGGUGGGGGUGGGGAGGGACGCGUGUGCGUUAGCAGACAACAAGGAGACGUGUUUGGAGUGCGAGAUGGGUUUGAAGAGCGUUUUUUCCUUUCAUGUAGAAGAAGAAGAAGAAGUGAAACGAUGGCUGCGUGGAGAGGUGGGAGUGUGGCAUUGUUUGGAGGAGAUCAGCGUGGUGGUUGCCAUGGUUAAGAGAGGGGAGAUUGGAAUGGAACGCUGCCUGAGCUGAUGGGGACGUGUGAGUUGGGCAGAAGGAAGGAGCAGAGGUGGCCUUCCCAGGCCAUGGGGGCGGGCGGUGCGCACGGCUGUACUGCAGUGGGGUCCCACUGGGGGUCCGGGUGGGAGACCGCAGAGAGUUGGGUGGGAUGGAAGCCAACUUGUGGCAAUGCAGACGGAUGCCUUUAUUUUUUAGCUUUUUUUUUUUUUCUUUACGUUGGGUCUUCCGAGUUGGGUUAGUUCUGCUUUCUUUCAUAGAGCCGUAGAGGUUGGUUCAAUAAGAGCCGCUUCGUUUUCUAUCAAGCUGGGCUUCUAAUUAACCGUUCCUCUUGGAUAUUUAUUUCUCUGCUUAAUUUUUUUGGUUGUUUUUUGGUUUUUUUUUACUACUUUGGGUAAUUUUGGUGGUAUUUUUGCAAAGGAGUCUGUGUAGAGCUUUGCUGAUGUGGCGAGAUGCAUCUACCCGAGAAACACGGACGGAACACACUAGAAGUGCACCCUUUUACUCUUUACUAGUCAUUGUGAAGUUGCUGUGUCAGUUAAUAAACACAAUUGUAAAUACAUUGUUUGCUGGGCGAAGAAGGCUGAGAUACAGUGCAGGAAGGGGGUUCUUGAGUCUGCGUUGCAUUGCUGCUCACCAACAGCUGCACAUCCGGGCUCCUCGUGGUUCUCCUCUGCCCUGAAAUAACCCGGGGAGAGAAGGGAACCAUCCUCUCACCGUGCACCAGGAGUGGGGGUAACCUCCUGGGGUUCUCCAUUCCCAGUGCCAGGCUCGUGCCCUGCCCUGGGUCUCUAGCAACUCUGCGCAACAAGAACUUCAAAGGCAGAAUGAGAUGUGACGUGCUUUUAUAAUGCAAUAUCAAAGGCGAGGUUUUUUGUUUGGGGGUUGGUUUCUUUUUUUUUUUAAUUAUUUUUAUUUUUAUUUUUUAUUUUUUUGACGUGGCAUGUCUUGAAAUAAACAUCAAUGAUAUGUGACAAAAAGGAUCGUUCUUUCUUUCAAAGAAGCUCUCGAGGGGAAGGAAACCUGGCUGCUUUUCCUGUGUUGCACUGGUCUGAGCUGUGCAGAGAUGAUCCAUCAUCUUGCCUCUUCGGUUGUUUUUCGUUGGCUUUUCUUCUUCCUUUUGGUUUUCACGCAGUCCAUGUUGGCCGUCGUUUCCCCGUUCCCCACUGGCACACACUUUUUGGGUUUCCCUUUGCUUUUCCUCCAUGGGCAUGGCCAGUAGAACCAGGGAACAGACUUCUUUUGUGAUGGCUUUGACGACAGUGAAGGUUUCUGCUCUGUUUCUGUUCUCCUCCCCGCUCUGGUUGUUGUACAGUACAUGACGCAGCUGUCCAUUACUCACUCUUUUGUCUUGAUAACAAGUAGUUGAAGAAAUUGUAUAAGGGGGAAAAAAAAAAAAAGGUUCCUUUUCUUCAUGUUGGAAUGUCACUGGUACCUCAGCUCUGUUUGAUAAUAUGAAACAACAAAAAGAAUCCGUAGCGCUUGAACUAAAUAAAUACCUGUCUCAUUGGAA